AUGGCAUCCAGUUUACAAUAAGGAUAUUAAAAUUUAUAAUGUGAAAUUAAAGGUCAUGAAUAGCAAAAAAUAGUUUACAUAUGCGCAAAUUAAGAUUGUAAAAGAUAAGAAAGACUGCUUUGCACUAAAUGUGCAAUUUAGCAUGGAGAUUCACAAUAUUUUAUAUUAGUAGAUGAAAUAGUUAAAAAGGAUGAAUUCAAAACUGAAAACUGGCCUAUUGAUUUUGAAGGUUAGUAGAUCAAAACAUUUUUGAGCUAACACAAUCCAGAUUCAUUCGAAGAAGUAAUUGAGCAACUAUUUACAGAAUUAGAAGAAAAAAUAGCUGAAAGAAUAGAUUCUAUAAAAUAAGAUAUGAAAUUAUCUUUCAAAAAGUAAACUAAUUUAAUGACAGAUUAGAUAGUCAAGUUGCAUAUGAUAUACAGCAAAGCAUACUCUUUAGAUAAUUUAAAGGAGUCAAUAUUUUAAUACAUAGAAGAAACAAUUGAUAAAUUUUAAGUAGAAAAUAAAAUUAACGAAUUUCUUCAUUCAUUUUAAAGAUAAACUGAUAAAGUUGAAGCCAAAAGGUACUUAGAUUAGCUUCUACCUAAAUGCUCUUUCUACAUUGAUCCUUAAAGAUUUAGAGAUAUAUCAUACAGCGAAAUUAUUUCUAACAUUGAUAAGUUAUAAUAAUCUUUUAAAGACUCUUUCAAUCCUUUGACAUGGAAGUUUGUUAAUUCUAAUCUUUACCAAAGCAAAGCCUUAUUGGAAAUUAAUGAAGGUAUAACUUUCUAAAGUCGUUCAGAGUAUGGUGAAGAAGUCAUUCUUUCUGAUAGAUCUUUCUAAUAUGGAACUGCUUAUAUGAGGCUUAGAUUUGAUAAAGUAUCAGAAAACUAUCCAUGCCAUACUUUAAUUGGUUUAUACUCAACUAGGAAUAAUAAGGAAGAGUAUUCUCCUUUGUUAUGUUUAGCAUGUUCAAAUUAUUCUGAAGGUAUGAUAUGCUAAAAUGGAUAAAAAUUCAAUCUUUAAAAAGGGUCUGUAAUAGAAGUAAUAGCUAAUUUUGAUAAAAAUACAGUUGUGAUGAGAGAAAUAUUAAAUGAUGGUUAUGGAGCUAUAUGGGUCUCAUCUUAAUUAUCUGAAAGAUUAAAUGCUUCUCCUAAAAAAUUUUUUGUAUUUUUUAUGAAUUGUGGAAGCAAUUAAGUUACUUUGCUCUCAAGUUAUUGA
This is a messenger RNA of Tetrahymena thermophila SB210, 1200 nucleotides long. RefSeq lists its product as hypothetical. The transcript has 3 exons. The record is from RefSeq and is a predicted model, not a curated record. Lineage: Eukaryota; Ciliophora; Oligohymenophorea; Hymenostomatida; Tetrahymenidae.